UGAUUAUCAUGACUUUCAGCUCGAAAUCCUGUUUCUCUUUACUUGAUCUAUAACCAAUGAUAAAAGCAACUUUUUACUAACCAAUAUCUUAUUCUGUGCUUUUCUCGAAGAAUUUUCCAUCAUCUUCUUCAGCCGGUACCUCCAUUUUGUUUAUUUCAACAGCGAAGAGUAUCGAGAUAUCGCGGAAAUUAUAUUAUUCAGCAACGUUUAGCUUUUUAAUAAGAUAGUGACCAUUAAAAAAACAUGUCUCACGGAGGUAGAAAUGAGUGUAGAAUUUAUGUGGGCAAUUUGCCACCGGAUAUAAGAACAAAAGAUAUUCAAGAUCUCUUUUACAAGUUUGGUAAAGUUACAUUUGUUGACUUGAAAAAUCGCAGAGGUCCACCAUUUGCUUUUGUUGAAUUUGAUGAUCCAAGAGAUGCAGAAGAUGCCGUACAUGCCAGAGAUGGCUACGAUUAUGAUGGUUACAGAUUGAGAGUUGAAUUUCCAAGAGGUGGUGGACCUAGUAAUAAUUUUCGUGGAGGUCGUGGAGCAGGGGAUACUGGUAGAGGUGGUCGUGGUGAAAUGAGUAAUUCUCGUGGACGUGGUCCUCCAGCUAGAAGAUCUCAAUAUAGAGUUCUUGUUACUGGUUUACCACCAUCUGGAAGUUGGCAAGAUCUCAAGGAUCAUAUGCGAGAAGCCGGUGAUGUGUGCUUUGCAGAUGUUUAUAAGGACGGUACUGGAGUUGUUGAAUUUUUACGUUAUGAGGAUAUGAAGUAUGCUGUAAAGAAACUGGACGAUUCAAGAUUUAGGUCUCAUGAGGGAGAAGUAGCAUACAUACGUGUAAAGGAAGAUCACAACAGUGGUGACAGAGGACGUAGUGAGGAUAGAGAAAGGGGUAGAAGCCGUUCGCGUAGCUACAGUCCACGACGUCGUGGUUCUCCAACGUAUUCACCGUUACGGCGUAAUUACUCGCGCUCAAGAUCCCACUCCAAAUCUCGAUCGUACGACUAGUGUGUACGUAUACGUUUCACAUGGUAAUAUAAGUAAAUGUUCAUUGAUAUUUGCUUUACCAUGUUUUAUUAUUGCUGAUUUAAAAUUUGAUUAUGGAAACUUCAAUACGAUUAGACUUCUUAAGAAUAAUGAAGAUAGCUUUUCUGACAUUGCUAGAAUAUUUAAUAUUCUAUUUGAAAUAUGGAUUGGGCACAUUCCUAUUGUACGGAAAACGUAAGCAUAAACAAAUUGUCAACUUUUCUUUUUUUAAUUUGACAACUGUUGAUAGUUGAAUCAGCAAUAAUAUGAUAUCUCAAAUAAUCAUAAAAUAUAAGUUUCAAUAGCAAGUUUCAUAAUAACAGUGAAAAGGAAUUGUGCUCACAAUCGACUAUUAAUCAAGAAUUAUGCAAAGCUAUACCAGUUAGGUCACUUGUACAUUAUAAAAUACAUUCCUUUAUAUUUUCAAACUGGUUCUCUUCAUAAUUACAUAUAAAGCAUGUAACAAUUUUAAAGUACCAUUAGUAAAGAAAUUGGCGAUCCACCUUCAAUGAUCAUGCAUUGAUUAAUGAUAUCUGCAACAGAAUGUUUGAUGCUUCCAAACAACCAGUGUAAUUAUUCAUACUCAAUGAUCUGCAGUAUAUUUCUUAAUGACACACUAGUUACUGUGGAAUCCGGUAGGCAUAUUACAGUACCAAAUCCAGUGUGUGAUUUUUUUAUCAUUCAUAUUUAUUUAUCGACAUUCUUAAAAAUAAACUUAUUACACAGAAAUUUGUCUAACCUAUUAAGAUUUAAUAUUUUUUUUUUACUUUUAAUCUUAGUAUGCUUUAUACUUGAACUUAUGGCAAAAUUAUAGUUCUAUAUAUGAGAUAAGAAAAAUAAUUUCUAAAAUUAAAUCACUUAAAUGAAACCAUUUCUGUAGAUUGAAGUAGGUAAAUUGAAAUAUUUUUUGAUUUCUCUGUCUGUUUAAUAAUAACAAUGAAUAAAAAGUCAUUCAGUUGAGAUAAAUAACUGCAGUAUUAGAAGCAUAAUUUUGAUAAAAACAUUCUGUACUUCGAUUGAAAUAUGUAUCAUUUAUUCAAUUAUGUGUUUGCCAUAUGUGGAUCUUAAUAAAUUAUAUAAAUUGUGUGUCUUUUGAUUAGCUUAUGUAUUAGUUUCAUAGAUUUUAUGGCUUUUCUAUAAUUAUGCCAUUAGUUUAAAUUUUUUUUCAACUUUUCAGUACUAAUAUUUUAUAUUAAAUUUCACUGAAGGUACUGAGAUAUCUCGGUUGUAAAUUAUUGCAUACAAAACUGUUGCAUGCCAUAA
Messenger RNA from Vespa crabro (European hornet), 2271 nucleotides. RefSeq names its product serine/arginine-rich splicing factor 1B (gene SF2). Gene Ontology annotation, cellular component: ribonucleoprotein complex; cytoplasm; nucleus. The record is from RefSeq and is a predicted model, not a curated record. Gene Ontology annotation, molecular function: mRNA binding. NCBI's taxonomy places the organism in Eukaryota, Metazoa, Arthropoda, Insecta, Hymenoptera, Vespidae. The coding region runs from base 244 to 990 and encodes 248 amino acids. The transcript is spliced from 3 exons.